This is a messenger RNA of Cydia strobilella, 5993 nucleotides long. Its product is annotated as oxysterol-binding protein-related protein 9. The transcript has 17 exons. The coding region runs from base 106 to 2193 and encodes 695 amino acids. NCBI's taxonomy places the organism in Eukaryota, Metazoa, Arthropoda, Insecta, Lepidoptera, Tortricidae. Gene Ontology annotation, molecular function: sterol binding. The record is from RefSeq and is a predicted model, not a curated record. Gene Ontology annotation, cellular component: intracellular membrane-bounded organelle; cytosol; membrane.
CAAACAUAUGGAUUAUUUAUGGUGGUGGGCCUUUGCCGCAGUGUAAAAUUUACUGUUUUUAGUUUUUUCAUGACUUUCGACAUUAUAUUUUUGGUUUAAAUAAUCAUGAUGGAGGGUUCCUUAAGUAAAUGGACUAAUGUGAUGAAAGGUUGGCAGUAUCGGUGGUUUGUUCUAGAUGAAAAUGCCGGACUCCUAUCCUACUACACGUCUAAAGAGAAGAUGACACGCGGCGUACGGCGUGGCUGCGUGCGGCUACGCGCCGCCGUCAUAGGUAUAGACGAUGAGGACGACUCUACGUUCACCAUCACAGUGGAUCACAAGACUUUUCAUUUCCAGGCCCGAGACGGUUCAGAACGCGAGCGCUGGGUCCGCUCCCUCGAAGACACGAUCUUACGCCACGGCCGUCGGUCGCGCUGGUCGCGGAGCGUCCCCGCGCCCAGCGCGCGGCACGGCGACCUGGAGCGGCGGAUCGCGGAGGCGGACGCGUACCUGCAGAUCAUGAUCGAGCUGGUGGAGAAAAUGACACUCAGGGUAUCAGAGCUGGGUGAUCCGCAUGAGAAGGCGAAGGGACAAGUUAUAUUAGACCAUUCCAAUGCAAUGUUGGAUAACAUAAAACAUUCCAUAGUGCUUCUACAAAUAGCUAAGAAUACAGUAAAUCCCGUAAACGGUGUCUACCAAGGACCAACAAGUACCUCACAAACACAUAUCAAACAAGGGUCAUCAGACGUGUCUCCGCACGUGGAGCUGGGCUCCGAAUGUCGAGAACUGUCUACUUCUACAUCCUCACUGCCAUUGGAAACCAUCGAAGCGACAAGGCAAGCCAUGUCGCUACUAGUUCCCGACACGUCGUACUCAUCGUCAGAAGGGGAAGACGACUUCUACGACGCGGACGAUGGGGUCGAGGACACGAAGCCGGGGCCUAGUGCAAGUCGGAAUUGCCCGGCAGAGGGCGCGCCUGAGCCGGACUCGGCGCCGCCCGUCGACCUGCCGCGGACGAGAGAUGGAGAGAUCGACUAUGAUGCGUUAUACGAGGAGGAGUCAGACAGCGAACUCGGUUCGAUGGAGAACCAUGGGUCAGUGGUCACGCAUCUGCUGUCACAGGUCAAGAUUGGAAUGGACCUUACCAAGGUCGUCCUCCCCACAUUUAUACUAGAAAGGCGAUCGCUACUGGAAAUGUACGCGGACUCUUUCGCACAUCCCGACCAAUUUGUCAAGAUAGUAGACCAGCCAACGCCCCGCGACCGCAUGAUCCAAGUGGUCCGGUGGUACCUCAGCUCAUACCACGCCGGACGCAAGUCCCAAGUGGCCAAGAAACCUUACAACCCCAUCCUGGGGGAGGUCUUCCGAUGCUACUGGGACCUGGACGCUAAUGAAUCACAACCCCAGGACAAGCUACAAGAAGUCGGUGACGGGCCGGUCCCUUGGUGUACCCCUGAACAGCUAUCAUUCGUGGCAGAACAAGUUUCACAUCAUCCGCCCAUCUCUGCGUUCUACGCGGAACACGUCAAUAAACGUAUACAGUUCGAGGCGUGGGUGUGGACAAAAAGCAAGUUCCUUGGGCUGUCGAUCGGCGUCCACAACAUCGGCAAAGGCACUGUCACGCUUCUAGAUACCGGCGAAGAGUAUACGCUUACUUUCCCUAACGGAUACGGCAGAUCAAUACUAACGGUCCCAUGGAUCGAGCUCGGCGGCUCAGUAUGCAUAGAGUGCGUACAAACCGGCCACAAGGCGAAUGUGGAGUUCCUUACUAAACCCUUCUACGGGGGCAAGAAACACCGCGUCACGUGCGAAGUGUUCGCCGGGACUGAAAAGAAACCAUAUUACACGGCGCAGGGGGAGUGGAAUACUAGGGUGGACGGACGGUGGACGGAGUCUGGGCGCAACGAAGUCCUCUUCGAGGUAUCAAACAUGAAGCCGCGUCGUAAACGCGUCGCACCCGUGUCGCGCCAGCCGCCGCACGAGUCGCGCCGCAUCUGGCGACACGUCACCGCCGCGCUCAGAGCGCAGGACUGCGAGCAGGCCACGCUGGCCAAGAGCAGGGUCGAGCAGACGCAGCGGGAUCAGGCUAAACAGAGGGCGGCCAACGGGGACAAGUGGAACACGCAGCUAUUCAGCCCGGUGGGGGAGGACGCAUGGGAGUACAACGCGCCGCUACGCAAGCGCCGCGAGCGCCGCGACGACAGCGAGCGGUAAUGUCGCCACGUCGCCGUCGCGUUGUCGCCGUGUUGCCAACAUGUUGCCGUCGGGUUGUCGUCGUGUCGCCAGCGGGUUGCUCGGAGACUGGGCCUGUUUCAAGGGCGUUCCACUAGUGUCGUUUGCCGAAUGAGGUGCUGAUAGAGAGAGAGCAUUCACGUGUAAUAGUUGUAAUGAGAAUUCUCGCGAACAUAAUUACUAGCGUUUGUCGAACAAUUCGCCAAAUCUGCUUGCUGCCUAUCAGCACCUUUAAUACUUUUAAAGAAGGCAAGGUAUUUUGGUCUGAAUUUGUUGAAUAUUUUGGUGAUUUGUUUUUAUUAUGCGCAGUGUGUUGGUUUGUGUAACCCAAACUCUGGCGACCUAGUUUUCGAUGUUUGAUUAAGCUGAAAUUUAACCCUUCUUGUCCAAAAUUUGCUAUUCAAUUAAUAACCUCGAAAUUGUCAUAGCCAUAUAUGGCCAUAGAAACUCUGUAAUAAAACAAUAGAACCUCAUUGAGUUUGUGCUCGUCAGAAUCUAAAAAAAAUCGUCAGUUAAAAAAUCUUCUAGCAUUUAAAAAAAGUAAAAGAGUAACGUUAAGUAAACUACACUUUUGUAGAAUACUUCAGGAAUGAUGUUAGAAUAUUUAGUAUAUUUACCUAACUUUUAUUAAUGUAUUUUUGACUGAGACCUACGUAUCUAAUUAGUUUGGGCUUUAGGUUAUACGGGUUUAGCUGUUCUGAUAUUUGACAUAAUUUUAACGAAUUUACCGCCACAUUACUUGGUCAUAAAGAAAAAAUAUUCAUGAUUGUAGCACAUAAUUGUAUGCAUGCUAAGCCAAUAGUUUGUUGACUGUACAACAACUUAUUGUUAUUACAUGCCCAUAUAAUCCUUGUUUUUACAUCUUACAUAAGUAUUAUAAAUAAAUUAUAAUGACACUGAUUCGAUUUGUCCGACCGAUCUGUCAUUUUUGUACAAAUUUUGGUACAUUUAGAUGAUUGAGCUGACUUUAGUAUCUGAAAUACUGACAGCUUAUAUGUAGUACCUGUAUUGAAUCCUGACGUCCAUUUAUUAUUUAUAGUUAUGAUAGAUACCUACUUAAAGUCACACUUCAACAUGUUAUAGUAAGUACGAAACUAAAUAAAAUCUAGGUAACAUUUGACAAAUGUGUAAAACAUAUUCUACUUAUUUUAUUACCUGACCAGUAAUGUGGCAUUAUUUUCUCUCUCUAUGAACAUCAACUGUUAUUAUACUCUGAAUGAGAAUAAUGAAUAAUACUUGUCUUAUUCGAAAUUAAACUAUCGUGAGACAUAUUUCAAAAUAUUUAGAUCAGUAAGGUUUCACUCACUAUUAAAAGCGACUAAAAAUAAUAGUGAGUGAAACCGUACUGAUCUAAAUAUUUUUCUUAUUGUGCAAAGAAAGCUAAAAAUGUUUGUAUAUUUUCACGGCGACUAGGUUUAAGUAAUAUACUUACACGGAGAUAUAAAGCUGAAGUAUUGAAUAAUACUAAUGAAAUUUCAAUUAAAUAUAAUGAACAAUGUAAUUUUUUUUCCAUAUAUGUGACCAUAUAUGAAUUAAUAUGCGCAAUAUCGUCUCAUAUUAAUCCAUCUACAAAUAACUUAAAAGGGCUUAGCCAAGGUGCAAUCAUAUAUGCACAAACGCUAAACGAAAAGAAAUGUAUCGGGAUAACACGGCCUACCGCGAAACACGUUGAACGUGUUGCCUCCCUGUCACACUUACGUACGAAUUUACAAGUGCGACAGAGAACACGUCAAACGUGAUUCGUGAUUAAUGUAGGCCCUCUGGGGGUCUACCGCGGAAACCGAAAUUUGCAAAUUGCGGGUUUAGAGUGACAGAGAAAGAUGCCCGCAAUUUGCGAACUUCGAUUUUCGCGUUUAUAGCCCUGACGCUACGAAGUUCCCGUUACUGUUUCCAUACAUUAUUUAACGAUUUUUUUUUAAUACUACGUCGGUGGCAAACAAGCAUACGGCCCGCCUGAUGUUAAGCAGUCUCCGUAGCCUAUGUACGGCUGCAACUCCAGAUGAGUUACAUGCGCGUUGCCGACCCUAACACUCCUCUCCCUCGAGCGCUGGCAACCUUACUCACCGGCAGGAACACAACACUAUGAGUAGGGUCUAGUGUUAUUUGGAUGCGGUUUUCUGUAAGGUGGAGGUACCUCCCCAGUUGGGCUCUGCUCUAGAUCUGGAAUGACAUCUGCUGUCCUGUGCCCUACCACACAAAGCGAGAAGUCAUUCACAGUGCCCAUACCUCUCUUGACGAUUGACGUGUACUGUUUCAUUUCAAUUUGAUUACUCAUAGAGUACGUCUGAAUGUCUGCCAAAUUAAACCAGUUUGACAGUACUGGCUUCCCUCGAAUGCGGCUGACCCAAACGUUUUCUAAUCAAUGAUUGUUAUUAUGGCUAUGCCCCCUGGUACUACACAUGGUGUAAUUUUGUACUUGUACUAUAAAGUAUUAUUUGUUAUUCCUUCAACUUUUAGACUAGAGGCCGGACAGUAGAACUGUAGAAGGGUAGACUAAAUGGUCUUCAGUUUCAUGAAGACGUAAGACUUGACACUAGAUCGUGUCAUUCACGAAGACGCGUGCCUUGACUAGUAUUGUCAUGUCAUUAAAGGUUAGACUUGUCAAAUAUGGGCGUCAUCGUGGAUGACACUAAGCUCGUGAUGAAGAGAGGUUUUAAAGUGACCCCAUUUUAAUGUCAAUCUUUAUCGUUUCAGAUUAAAUCUGCAUAAGGCAUAAGUACAGUCAGAAGCAGAAGUUGAAGCGGGCGAGGUGUUCAAAAUUACCUUGACACACGCUUAUUUUUUUGAUAAUAAAGUCGCGUCAAGAUCAUUUUGAACACCUCCCGCUUAACAACUUCUGCUGCUGACUUCAACUACCUGUUAUCGUAAAUAGUGCCCUGAUUUCUCCUUACAAAUAGUUUUGAUAGUGGGUACUUGAAAAUAUUAAAUUGACAAAAAAAUGGGUCAUUUGGAAAUCUCCUUACUAACGUAACGCGUAAGAUUUUAGUUGGCCAUGUUAUGUCUGAAAAAAGGGUCUUAAGGUACAAGUUGGGACCCGACCAUAGACAGCAGCAGAAGACGACGUAUCGCUACUGGUUUCUAUCUAUUCCCAUAGUACCUAUAAAUAACUUCGUGUCGCUAACUAUGAACGCUAUUUCAUGUCUGAGGUUGGGUUCCAACUUAUACCUUUGUUGCGAAAAAGUGGGAAUUAGGACUUAUUGCAAUCUGUGCUAAGAUCACCUUGUUAAGAGGCGCUGUUAGUCCCUUUUUACGAGGUACGGCACAAGUUGCAUCCCACAUGUUUUGACUCCGCACUGUUCCAAGCUAGUCGCAUUUUAUCGCGUUCAAUGACAGGGGCCUCUUUUUUUAAUACUGUAGUCUUUUCUAACCUCCUUUGUAAAUUCUCGACCUCUAAGGCCUAUCUAUGAUAAAAAAAAGAGCAAUAAUCGUGUAAAUAUUCAUUAAAUCGUAAAAAUCACAACGCUUUUGCAAUUAAAUUAAACACGAGCACAGAUAAUUUUGUGAACAUAGCAACACUGUUUAAUCGAUAUCGAUUUUUCAACAAUGUUGCCAUGGGAUUUUUUUUACAUAUGGAAAUUGCAACGUUUUUAUUUCACGACGUAAUCUAAUUUAGUGAAAAAGACUGAGAUUGUUCUAACGAAAUUUAAAAACGAGAGCGACGACGGGCGAAGACACGUGCAAAUAUUAUAUCAUUAAAUCACAUAGAAGUAAAUAUUUAAUUGCAUAGUGAUUACUAUCAUGUUAUAUAUUUAAAAUAAAAUUUUAAUUUAAACUAGUUUGAA